Molecule: messenger RNA, 4021 nt
Organism: Panicum hallii
Lineage: Eukaryota; Viridiplantae; Streptophyta; Magnoliopsida; Poales; Poaceae
Product: TNF receptor-associated factor homolog 1a-like
Exons: 14
Coding region: 226-3858 (1210 amino acids)
Molecular function (GO): protein binding
Source: RefSeq, a predicted model, not a curated record
UCUCGGCGGCACCAAGCUGACCGCGCGAGGAAGAAACACAUCACACCCUAAGCUCCUAAUCCAAAAAUAUUAUACUCCCUCUUUCUCUCUCCCCUGUCUGCUCCCCUUUCUCCCCUCGCCGUCCAGGGAGCUUCGCCGCCGCCGCCGCUCCGUCUCUUCGCCGCGGCAGUCGCCCGCCGCGGACGCAGCUGUGACUUUAGACAAUUGUUAGAACAUCAAGGGCCGAUGGCUGGUGCUGUCAUAAUUGAUGAUUCUGCUGCGAGCAGCAGUGGGCUGGGUGACGAGGAUCGUUGUGUCACUGGUGAUUCACUCUCUAUGUGGCGAUCCUGCGAGCAGGUUGAUAAUGGGUUCCCAUCAACUUCCCCUCCCUUUUGGGACACCGAUGGUGAUGAUGAUGAUCCUGGGACCAGACCUUUGGAUUUAUUUGGGCGAUAUACUUGGAGAAUAGAAAACUUUUCAAAGGAGAAGAAGAGAGAAAUGAAAAGCGAACCAUUUGAAGCUGGUGGUUACAAGUGGUAUAUUCUAGUUUACCCUCAAGGAUGUGAUGUCUCCAAUCACUUGUCGUUGUUUCUUUGUGUUGCUAAUCAUGAAAAACUCCUCCCAGGAUGGAGCCAUUUUGCACAAUUUACUAUAGCUGUGGGCAACCUUGAUCCAAAGAAAGUUAAAUAUUCAGACACCUUACACAGAUUCUGGAAGAAGGAACAUGAUUGGGGAUGGAAAAAGUUUAUGGAGUUGUCAAAGAUUCAAGAUGGUUUUGUUGUUGACGAUGUUCUUGAAAUCAUAGCUCAAGUUCAAGUUAUCAGAGAGAAAGCGGACAGACCAUUUCGCUGUCUUGAUCGCCCUUAUCGUCGAGAAUUGCUCCGUGUAUACAUGACGAACAUAGAGCAGAUUUACCGACGCUUUGUUGAAGAACGCAGACGUAAACUUAUCAGGCUCAUUGAUGAUAAAUGGAAGUGGUCCAGUUUCCGCGCUUUCUGGCUUGCCAUUGACCCAACAACAAAACACCGCAUGUCCAGAGAGAAGAGCGACACCAUACUGAAAAUGGUGGUGAAGCAUUUUUUCCUUGAGAAAGAAGUCACCUCAACAUUAGUUAUGGACGCUCUGUACACUGGUUUGAAGGCACUUGAGGGCCAUAGCAAUGGCAAGAAAGGAAUAGUAACAUCAAUGGACCUGGAGGACCUUCCAGCACCUAUGGUCCAUGUUGAUAUGGACAUGUUUGUUUUGGCUGGUGAUUUCAUAUCACUUCUUGAGAGGGCAGCUUUAGAGCCAUUGUCUUGCCAGUCUCUGUCACCAAAAGAUGACAAAUGUUCCCAAAGCCGUGCUAAGGAUGGUGGUGGUUCUGGAGAAGUUAACAAAGUUCCUAUUGAGCGUGAAGAAAGGCGCCUAACUGGGUUUGGUCAGAAGAUAAUUGAAACAUUUGUGCUGUCUCAUAUAUUUAGUGGGGUUGAGGUUGCCUAUAAAGAAGAUGUUGCUUUGAAGAGACAAGAGGAGCUUAUUCGCGAAGAGGAACUCCUAGAAAAUGAGAAGGGGAAGCGGGGCAGUGCCAAUGAGAAGGAUAAGCGUGCUAAGAAAAAACAGGCCAAACAAAAGAAGAACGGUCGUAAGGUUAAGGACAAGGAAAGAGUAGAGAAAUCUGAUUCGAAUUUUCUAGAAAGGGGUCGAGAUGGAAGCACAAAUCAUGAUAGGGAAAACUCCAAGCAUGCUGGACUGUUGGCCGCGAAACCUGACAACUCUGGAGAUGGUGCUUCAGAUAUAUCAGACAAUGUAGAUGGAUCAAUUGAGGCAUGCGAGAAGGAAACUGUGGACAUUGAGUCACUGGUAACAUCUGUAUCUGCUACCGUGAGCAGCAUACGAGGCAAAAUAAAUAACUUGCUAGACAGCACAAGCCACAUUACUAGAGGGAGAUCUCGGCGCAACAGGGUCAUUAGCAGUAUAAUCGCUUCCCAAUAUGAAGAUGAUCUUCCCUCAUCUAGCUGUUCAGAUCGCAAUACAUAUGGUUGUGGCCCAGCUCCAAGGCGUGACCAAGAGACUGCUUUACUCACCUUAAAAGAUAGGCUCCGUGAGCUUGGGCAACGACUACAUGAGAAGGAAAUUGAGGGCAGGGAACUACUCAAGGCCCAUUUGGAAAAGAAGGCAGCUGCUGAGGCAGCAGCAGGUUCAUCCUCAUCUGACUCCUUGGAAAAGACUCCUCAGGUUCGGAAGGUCCCAGUGCAAUCCUUGGUAACUGUUAAUGAUGGAAAUAGUAAUGCACCAGCAUCAAAGUCUUUACCUGUAGCCACAAGUGGUGACAGUAAUGAAGCUGUUCCAGCAACAGCAACAUCCACCAUAAACACCAAAUCUGUGCCUAUCACACCAACUCCAAGUAAAAUUGAGCCAAUAUUGUGCGAAGAACAUGCAUCAAGUUCAAGCCAGAAAGCUGAGAGCACUACGUUGAUGCCCUCGAGAUCAACGCCAGUUGAUAAAGCUAUUCCAACUCCCCCACAAUCACCUCUGCCACAGGCUGAUACAGUUGGUAAAGCUACUCCAGCUCGACCAAAAUCACCUCUUCCACAGGUUGGUACAGUUUCUAAAGCUACUCCAGCAACCACAAAAUCUUUUACAUCACAGCUCGAUAAAGGUGCUAUAUCAGCUGGCCCAAAAUCACCUGCAACCCAGGUUGAUACAAUUUCGCAGCAUAACUCAGUAUCACGACAGAUUCGAUCCACAUCUAUCUCAAAAGCUCGAGAAGAUACAGAUUCUGAGAGGGUUGUAGCCACUUCUGUACCCAGAACCAAAACUCCUACGCCAACAUCAAGGCCUACAAGUGCUCCUCUGUUCCAGGCACCAAGUUCAACACCACCUACACCAUCAGUCCAAGUUUCUCCAUUGCUUUCACACUCAUUGACUGUGUCUGAACGACUGAGGGAUGAGCCUUCCCCUUCUGCCCCAAUUAUAUCACAGGCCUACAGAAAUGCUUUCCUUGGUAAGGGUAGUCUGAAUACAACCUCAUCAAGUCAUGAGCAAUCAACUUCUAUAGGCCAAUAUACUGCAGUUUCACAGCCAUUGUCAGCAUAUGCAUUAGCAACAUCUGUCAUGGCGUCUCCUACUGAAAGGAAUGAGCAAUUACCAGGAAAGCAAAGCUACAUGUUUGGGCCUAGCAAGCCAGAAGCUCUCGAUAACUGGCACUUGAGGAAAGGAAAUAGUGAUGUCAACAAACAUACGUGGAAGGAUGAUAUUCCUAACCAGCAAAUAACCAAUUGCGAUGUGCAUGUUCACCCCGUGAAAGAUAUUUCUUAUCAGCAACUGGGCACCAGCGCAAUAGAACAGGGCAGAUUGGGUGGACUACAAUAUAGGCAAUUCCAGAGUGAGAUGCCUGCAAGUUUUGUUUCAUACCAGCAGCAGGGGCCAGUGGGUGAAGAAUUCCCUCACAUUGAUAUUAUCAAUGACUUGCUUGAUGAAGAUCAAAGCAGUGUGUGUAUGGCUGCCUCUCCACUCCAUGAAUAUCAUACAUUUGGCUUGCCAUUUUCUACAGGAGGCAAUAUGGUGGACUCUGAAAUGGCUUCUAUAAGUAGUUCUGGCCGGUUUAACUCGACCGACCAUUACUACGAUGAAAGUUACCUGAGGGCCUACGACACACAGAAUGCUAUGCAUAGGUUGAGAGAUGGGCAACUUUCCACAUUGGAUGUUUACUCCAAUGGAAGGUUGGACACAACUGCCCCGAAGCCUUGGCCAUAUAGCCAUUCAAAUCCAGCAGUGAACCAUGGAAUUAAUUCUAAUGCAUUCCCACAGAGGAUCGGGGACUAUACUAAUUUAGCAAAUGGGAGGGUGAAUGGGGAAUACCCGGAAUAUCUAUAUCGCCGUGCCAACAGGCAAUGGUGAUGCCUCUAUACAAUCAGUAAUAACGCUUGUUGUAACUGACCAUGGUGCCAAUCUAAGGUUUGCCAUGGCCUUUAAUUUGAUUUUUCUUAAGUUCAAAAUGGGAAAGAAAGGAUACAUCAUGUAACGUGUUACCUGCAAAGUCAAUCACUAUAUUGCUUGUAUA